Physella acuta is the source of this 2566-nucleotide messenger RNA. RefSeq names its product cleavage and polyadenylation specificity factor subunit 2. Gene Ontology annotation, cellular component: mRNA cleavage and polyadenylation specificity factor complex. Gene Ontology annotation, biological process: mRNA 3'-end processing by stem-loop binding and cleavage. Gene Ontology annotation, molecular function: RNA binding. The record is from RefSeq and is a predicted model, not a curated record. NCBI's taxonomy places the organism in Eukaryota, Metazoa, Mollusca, Gastropoda, Physidae.
UUAGAGUAGUUUCCCUUAGCUUUAGUAGUUUAUGAAAGCAUUUACUAAGAUCGUCUAGAAUCUACAUUAUUCUACUUCAUUUUUGAAAGCUAGAUAUCUAGAUCUAGAUCUAUACUCUAGAUCUAGAUUUAGUUCUAGAAGUCUAAUUUAAAAUUAGGCCCAGAAUAAAAUCCGUGGCAUUGAUUGAUAGUUGACGUGUGAGCAGAGAUAUGUUAAAGAUUUUCCAUUUACACAAGAUCUGAAGUAAAAUAAAUUAAAAUGACAUCUAUUAUAAAACUUCAUGCACUAUCAGGUGCUCGUGAUGAAUCACCACCAUGCUACAUGUUGCAGGUUGAUGAAUUUAGAUUUUUAUUAGAUUGUGGAUGGGAUGAAGACUUUAGCAUGGACUUUGUAAAAGACUUGCGCAGAGUUACACACCAAGUUGAUGCAGUUCUGUUAACCUACCCUGACCACCUACACCUUGGGGCUUUACCCUAUCUGGUCGGCAAAGGAGAUCUCAACUGUCCUAUUUAUGCUACAGUACCUGUUUAUAAAAUGGGACAGAUGUUUAUGUAUGAUCUUUUUCAGUCACGCCACAAUAGUCAAGAUUUUGACAAGUUUACACUUGAUGAUGUAGAUGUUGCAUUCGAUAAAAUUAUACAGCUGGAAUACUCUCAAACAAUAACACUCAAAGGUAAAGGGCAUGGGUUACAAAUAACGCCGCUUCCAGCUGGUCACAUGAUUGGUGGGACUAUAUGGAAAAUUGUUAAAGAUGGAGAAGAAGAAAUUGUUUACGCUGUAGAUUACAACCACAAAAAAGAAAGACAUUUGAAUGGUUGCCAGUUGGAUGCCAUAUCCCGUCCAUCUGUUCUGAUCACUGACACAUUCAAUGCUCUUUACAACCAGCCCAGUCGCAGACAGAGAGAUGAGCAGCUAAUGACUACCAUUCUUCAAACCAUGAGAAAUGAUGGCAAUGUUUUGGUUGCUGUGGAUACAGCUGGCAGAAUGCUUGAACUUGCACAGUUAAUGGAUCAAAUGUGGAGAAGUUCUGAAUCAGGACUGACAGCCUAUUCACUUGCUCUUCUCAACAAUGUUAGUUUUAAUGUGGUGGAGUUUGCCAAGUCCCAGGUUGAGUGGAUGAGUGAUAAAGUGAUGAGAUCAUUUGAGGAUCACAGAAACAACCCAUUCCAGUUGAAACAUGUUCGUCUGUGUCACAACCUGGCAGAAUUAGCCAGAGUACCCGAGCCAAAGGUGGUUCUAGCCAGCACACCGGACCUGCAAUGUGGCUAUUCUCGUGAUCUGUUCGUGGCCUGGUGUGGUAACAGCAAGAACAGCAUCAUCCUAACCAAUCGCACGUCACCCGGGACCCUUGCCAGAUGGCUGAUUGACAACCCUCAGGACCAUGUCGUCAGGCUUGAGAUCAAGAGACGGGUCAAGCUUGAAGGUGCUGAGCUGGAUGAGUAUUUUAAAAGGAAGCAAGAAAAGGAACUAGAGGAAUCUAGAAUCAAGGACGAGCAGGCUAGAAAAGAGAAGGAAGAGAUGGAGUCCAGCGAUGACAGUGAGAUAGAGAUGGACACGGAAGACUUGUACGGGGGUCGACCAAAAGGCAAACAUGAUCUUAUGAUUAAAAGUCAGGGAAAAGCCAGGACAGGUUUCUUUAAGCAAGCCAAAAAGUCGUACCCUAUGUUUCCUUUUGUUGAGGAGAAAGUCAAAGUUGAUGAGUACGGAGAGGUCAUCAGAGCUGAGGAUUAUAUCAUAGCAGAAGGUCAGAGCGUGGAGGAUGAAAUGAAAGAUAUUGAAACAAAAGAUCAAGACGACACGUUACAAGAUAUCACGGAAGUGCCGACAAAGUGCAUCUCGUCAACGGUCACUUUAGACAUCAACGCUAAAGUGCAGUUUAUUGAUUUUGAAGGAAGAUCAGAUGGAAAGUCGAUCAAAAAGUAUUUAUCUCAAGUCAAGCCUAAACAGCUGAUUUUGAUCCAUGGGCCAGAAGAGGCAACCUUGGCGCUCGGUGAUUACUGCCAGACGUCUGGCUUUGUGGAGGGCAGCGUCUACUGUCCAAACAUUGGUGACGUCAUCGAUGCUACCACAGAGAGACACAUUUACCAGGUGAGACUGAGGGACCACCUGGUCAGUUCACUGAUGUUCUCUAAGGCUAAGGACAUGGAGCUGGCAUGGGUGGAUGGUCAGCUCAACAUCCCAGAUCUACCAGAGGAGGAGGAGAAGGAGGAGGAGGAAAUGGAGGAUGGGAACAAAAAGAAAAAAGAUCAGCUCAGUGUCAGUCUACCCACACUAGAAGGUCUACCACCUGCUGGGGUCCCCGCCCACACCGCUGUGUUCAUCAACGAGCCCAAGCUGUCUGACCUGAAGAUAGUGCUGAUCAGUGCUGGGGUACAGUGUGAGUUUGCUGGAGGAGUUCUGGUCUGUAACAACCAGGUGGCCGUACGCAGGGACACAGCUGGCAAAAUGAAGAUGGAGGGCUCAUUGUGUGAGGAUUACUUUAAGAUUAGGGAACUUUUGUAUCAGCAAUAUGCCAUCGUCUAAAUUUAGCACUCACUUUCUCAAUAAACAUAUUUGUAUAUUCAAA